Protomyces lactucae-debilis is the source of this 514-nucleotide messenger RNA. RefSeq lists its product as uncharacterized. The record is from RefSeq and is a predicted model, not a curated record. NCBI's taxonomy places the organism in Eukaryota, Fungi, Ascomycota, Taphrinomycetes, Taphrinales, Protomycetaceae. The transcript has a single exon. The coding region runs from base 107 to 412 and encodes 101 amino acids.
CCUCACUGACACUUGCAGCCAUCUACUGAUCAAGUGCGUCUCUGCUGGAAGCGCUUUGUGUCGUCAAGCAGUCUGCCUACAUUGAUGCACUCUCCUGGCUCUUGUUAUGCCUUCUCUCAUCAUGCGCAAGCUUUCUCUACUUGUACUUACAUGCUCUGCAUACUCAUCAGCACGUCAAGCAAGCGCCUUUUGCCUCCUCACUGAGGUAUUUCCUUGCGCUGGCAACUGUGAUUUGAUGGCUUGCCCCUCAAUUCAGUCUCGUCCUUUGACGCCCACCUCAACCUCUGACUCUGAAUCUACUCUUGCUCUUGCGCCCCCCAAUGAGUCGUCUGUUGUGUCUCUCACUCAAAAUCAGCUCGAUGUCCAUUGCUACCAUCAUUCACAUCCUGCACUAGCACGACGGCCGCUAUAACAUCACAAGCACUACAAGUAUCAAUGCCUUGCUGCACACUAUUCCUGAUCUUCCUUAACCGUGUGAAGAGCCAAGCCAUGGUAGAUCCUCAUCGCCUGAUAU